AUGAUUUAUUUAGAAAAUAACCAGAUAACAUCCCUCCCAGGGACUUUGUUCCCUGCUCUCACUCGUCUACAUAUAAACAACAAUCUGAUAACAGCACUCUCAAAUUAUAUACUUUAUGGACUCUAUUCACUUAAAGAACUUGAUCUGUCCAAUAACCGUAUUGUAGUUCUUCAAGAUAAUUUGUUUAGCGGAGUAUCUGCCCUUACCUAUCUUGAUCUGUCGAAAAAUAGAAUAUCUUUUCUUCCAGGUCAGACUGAUGAACUAUUCGAAAAGACUUAUCCAUUUGAUGACCUUUCUGCCCUCACGUAUCUAGAUCUAUCUAACAAUGAAAUAAGAGAUCUUCCAGCGGAUCUUUUUGAUGGAUUAUCUGCCCUUAGCUAUCUAGAUCUGUCUAACAAUGGAAUAAGAGAUCUUCCAGAGGAUCUUUUGGAUGGAUUAUCUGUCCUUAGCUAUCUUGAUUUGUCUAACAAUGAAAUAAUGGGUCUUCCUGGUAAUCUAUUCUAUAGGCUGAUGGAUCUGUCUAACGACAACCCGUUUGAUAGACAAUCUGCUCUUACCUAUUUACAUCUAAAAAACAAUAAGAUAAAAGAGAUCCCAGACCAUGUAUUUUAUGGACUCUUUUCACUGAUAAAACUGGAUCUUUCUCACAAUGAAAUUACAGAUCUUUCAAGUAACCUAUUUGAUGGACUACCUGCUCUGUCCUAUUUACAUCUAGAGAACAAUCAGAUAAGAGUUCUGUCAAAAUACAUUUUUGGUCGACUCUUUAACCUCAGCGAUCUUAUUCUAGAUAACAAUCGGUUAAGAGAAUUUCAAGAAAAUAUCUUUACUGGACUUCAUAGACUUAGAAAUCUGUCUCUAAUUAAUAACGGAUUAACAGCUUUCCCUCGUGAUUCAUUUGAAGAACUAUCUCGACUUGAAGGUAUAUAUCUUGCCAAUAAUAUGUUAUCUGCCUUACCUGUCUUACCUUCGUCUCUAUCCUUCCUGGACAUAUCUUACAAUUCCUUUCUAGAUUUACCAACUGGAACAUUCACCAACAGCAGUAACUUAAAGUUUUUAAAUAUCGUAGGCAACGAGGUUAGAGUUACAGAACACAUAUUUCAAGGUUUAGACCAGCUUUUAAUCUUACUUACUGAUACUCCUUUCAUGUGUUGUGUGAAACCUGAAUCUGUUGACGACGAUCAUUGUGUUAAAGAUUUAUCUGAAAUAGAGAAGUGCAGGUAUAAAGAUGAUUUGUGCUACUCCGAUGCGAUAUCAUCCUGUUAUGACUUGAUUGCUUCCAAUGCACAAAAAAUGUGUCUCUGGAUAAUCGGAGUUUUUGCUUUGAUUGGAAACGUUUUUGUGAUUAUAUAUUCAUUAUAUAUCGCCAAACAUGCCACCACCAUCACCACCUUUUCGAUCUUUGUGCUGUUCCUGAGUAUCUCCGACUGUCUUAUGGGUAUAUACCUACUAAUUAUAGGCGCUGCCGAUGUCCGUUACAGAGGGGUGUACUCGUGGAACAGUCAAGCAUGGAGAGAAAGUCAAAUAUGUACCUUAGCUGGUAUAAUCUUUAAUAUAUCCAGUGAAAUGUCAACUUUUCUUAUUUUAUCAAUAACCAUAGAUAGAGCAUUUCGUACAGUGUUCCCCAUGUCCCUUUAUUCCAGAAAGAAAAUUUCGAGGAAAUUUGCUUUCGCUGCAUCAGGAGUCUUGUGGUUGAUGUCAGUUGUAAUUGCAGUAAUUCCUGCAUUUCCUAGUAAGUUGUACUUUAAAGGAGAAUUUUAUUCUCAAUCAGGGGUGUGUUUCACCUUGCCACUUACAGGAGACAAGCAAUCUGGUUCGGAAUACUCAUUCGCAGUGUUCGUUUGCCUGAACAGUUUCAUCUUUAUAGUUGUAGCCUUAGGAGAGUUUUGUAUGUUUAAAAGUGUAAAGACAAGUGCUGGACUGAUGACACAGACUCGUCAAUUGGAUAUAUAUGUAGCAAGAGUCCUCUUCCUGGUGGUGGCGACCGACUUUUGCUGUUGGUUACCUAUCGGUAUUAUGGGAAUACUGGCAAAAGGGGGAUACACCAUACCGGAUGACGCCUAUGGGUGGGUGAUCUUGUUUGUACUGACGAUCAAUUCUGCCGUCAACCCAUUGCUAAACACUAGUGCAAUUGUUUGGAGGCAGCUAGUACGAGCAAGUUCUUGGGAAAGACAGAGAUUAGGGAGGACAUCAACAGGACAUCAAAUUCGGACAGAUAUAGAGAUGAACACAUUGAGAUUGGACGUGAAAAAUGUUAAUUGUCUCUAGACGUUUUAUGGGAAGAAACCUUUAUCAGUAG
Messenger RNA from Ylistrum balloti, 2296 nucleotides. Its product is annotated as G-protein coupled receptor GRL101-like. Gene Ontology annotation, biological process: G protein-coupled receptor signaling pathway. Gene Ontology annotation, molecular function: G protein-coupled receptor activity; protein binding. The coding region runs from base 1 to 2265 and encodes 754 amino acids. NCBI's taxonomy places the organism in Eukaryota, Metazoa, Mollusca, Bivalvia, Pectinida, Pectinidae. Gene Ontology annotation, cellular component: membrane. The transcript is spliced from 5 exons. The record is from RefSeq and is a predicted model, not a curated record.